Molecule: messenger RNA, 1388 nt
Organism: Arachis duranensis
Lineage: Eukaryota; Viridiplantae; Streptophyta; Magnoliopsida; Fabales; Fabaceae
Product: flavin-containing monooxygenase FMO GS-OX-like 2
Exons: 7
Coding region: 52-1380 (442 amino acids)
Molecular function (GO): flavin adenine dinucleotide binding; N,N-dimethylaniline monooxygenase activity; NADP binding
Source: RefSeq, a predicted model, not a curated record
CACUCAGCACCAAUUCCAUUAUUUUCAUCCUCAUUAAUUUAAUUUCCAAUCAUGCCCCGACAACGCCGAACCGCCGUCAUCGGCGCAGGCAUCGCGGGCCUAGCAAUGGCUCGCGAGCUGCACCGCGAGGGAAUCGAGGUAGUCGUCUUUGAAAAAGGCGACGACCUCGGAGGAACAUGGAAUUACGACCCGAGAAUAGACUCCGACCCGACUGGACUCGAACCGACCCGGGAAGUGGUCCACAGCAGCGUGUACCUGUCGCUGCGGACCAAUCUGCCGAGACAGAUAAUGGGGUUCGUGGAUUAUCCAUUUCGGGAGGACGAAGACGGUGACCGGAGAACGUUCCCGGGUCACAAGGAGGUGCUGCGGUUCGUAAAGGAGUUCGCAGAGGAGUUUGGGUUGCGCGGUUUGGUUCGGUUUGGGAGCGAGGUGGUUCGGGUGGAGCGGGUUGGAACCGGGUUGUGGUUGGUGGAGUGGAAAACGAAGAGGAGUGAGGAGGUUUUGGUGAGUAAGGAGAUGUUUGAAGCGGUUGUUGUGUGUAACGGUCACUUCACUCAACCAAGAGUACCAACCAUUCCCGGGAUUGAAAAAUGGCCUGGAUAUCAGAUACAUAGUCACAACUACAGAGUACCCGAAACAUUUCGAGAUAAGGUAGUAGUUAUAAUUGGAUUUGCAGCUAGUGCUUUUGACAUCUCAAGAGAUGUUGCAAAAGUAGCUAAAGAGGUUCAUGUAGCAUCUAGAAGUUCAGAAGUUAUGGUUAUGAAAGUGCCAAAUCAUGAUAACAUAUGGCAGCAUAAAAUGGUAAAAUAUGUAACCGAAGAGAGUUUGGUAGCAUUUGAGGAUGGAUCCUCUAUUCAUGCAGAUGUUAUGUUCUACUGCACCGGAUACACGUAUCACUUUCCAUUUCUUGAAACAAAUGGAAUAGUUACCAUUGAAGAUAAUCGUGUUGGACCAUUAUACAAGCAUGUAUUCCCUCCUUCAUUGGCUCCCUCCCUCUCUUUUAUCGGUCUAACUGAGAAGGAUAUCAUCUUCCAAAUGACGGAUUUACAAUGCAAGUGGGUAGCUCGUGUUUUAUCUGGGAAAGUUCAGUUACCAUCUGAAAAGGAAAUGAUGGCUUCUGUUGAAGAAUACUAUCAACAGAUGGAGAAAAAUGGGUAUCCCAAGCACACCACUCAUCACUUGCAUUUCAAAGAGGUUGAGUACUGCAAUUGGCUAGCUGCAGAAGCAGGAUUGCCUCCUGUGGAGGAUUGGAAGGAGAGAAUGUAUGUAGAGAGCAUUAAAAGUGUAUUCAGCAUGAAAGACAAUUACAGAGACCAAUGGGAUGAUGCUUAUUGGGAUGCAAUCAUAAAAGAGGCUUCUCUUUCAAAAUGCAGAAUCUAGCAGUUCUA